AUGAAGCUUUCCACCGCCACUCUCGCUGCUAUCGCUACCGCUGCUGCCGUCAACGGUCAAGCCAUUCCCGUCGCUCAAAAUGAUGCCCGUCAACUUCAAGCUCGGGAAUUCAUCAACGAACUCGAAGUUGCGGUCAAUGGCAUCACUGCUUCGCUUAACAAGCGUGAAUUCGAAACCAUGAACGAAGCGCAAUUGAUGGAAUUUGUUCAAAGAGACUUGGGCUCGGCCAUCUCGCAAUUGAUCUCGGCUUUCCUCAACCUGGGUAUUCUCGGUGACAUCUGGAACACUAUCACUACCGACCAAGCCUUGAAGGACCAAGUCUUCGGCCUUGUCAAGCUGGCCGUCUCCGGUUUGUUCGCUGCUUUGCCCAACUUGCUUUCGGCUAUCUGGAACUCGGGCUUGCUUCAAAACAUCUUCAACAAGUUGGUUAACGACACUGGCUUGCAACAAGCCAUCCUUAACCUCAUCAAGGAAGCCGUCAGCGCCAUUUUCGGUGCCCUCACCGGUGGUUCGUCUAACCAAAAGAGAGAACUUGACGCUCUUUUCGAAGAAUCGCUCGCUCAAUUGCAAGCCCGUGAUGUCAACUUUGGUGACUUGUUGGCCACCAUUAUCAAGACCGUUUGGGACUCUGGUAUUGUUCAACUGCUUUUCAACUCGAUCGUCAACUGGAUCAAGACCAACCCUGACCAAUUCCAAGCCGUGCUCAAGCAAGUCUUGUCUGUCGGCUGGUCGCUCGUUCAGACCCUUUACAACUGGGCCAAGAAUGCUGGUUUGAUUGACGCUGCCUUUAAGUGGUUGGGCGCUAACAUCGGUAACAUCAUCACCUGGGUGAUCAACUUGAUCGGCUCGUUGUUCGGUGGCUCCUCCAACGCUGCUCCUGCUCAACAAACUCAACAACAAAAGAGACAGAGAAUGAUGUACUAA
Molecule: messenger RNA, 924 nt
Organism: Diutina rugosa
Lineage: Eukaryota; Fungi; Ascomycota; Pichiomycetes; Serinales; Debaryomycetaceae
Exons: 1
Coding region: 1-924 (307 amino acids)
Source: RefSeq, a predicted model, not a curated record